AUGGGCAGAGAUACGAGAGAGUGUGCGGGCAGGUGCAGUCUUUGGUCCCUUGUGCUGCUAGUUCUGGGCGCGUUGCUAUGCUGCUCAGCAGAAGGAACCAUCAACCGGGUCCCACAGAAGGAAGCCAGUCCUAACCGGACUGGGGAGACAUCGACCAGCCCAGCAGAAGUUAACUCGACUAGCCACGUUUACCAGGUCGUCUCCUUUGAUUGGCAUCAUGUGAAAGAACCCUUCGUCAUUGCAGUCUGGAUCUUAGUGGCCAGUUUAGCUAAAAUUGUUUUCCACCUGUCUGAAAAAGUCACCACUGUGGUACCAGAAAGUGCCCUGCUGAUUGUGCUGGGCCUCAUCCUGGGAGGAAUUGUCUGGGCUGCUGACCACACUGCCUCCUUCACCUUAACGCCGACUGUCUUCUUCUUCUACCUCCUGCCACCCAUUGUAUUGGACGCCGGGUAUUUCAUGCCCAACCGGCACUUCUUUGGGAACCUUGGAUCGAUUUUAAUGUAUGCUGUCAUUGGAACUAUUUGGAACGCUGCAACCACUGGGCUCUCCCUCUAUGGUGUCUUUCAGACGGGUAUUAUGGGCAAUCUCGAUGCUGGUCUGUUGGAAUUCCUUCUGUUCGGAAGCCUGAUCGCAGCAGUUGACCCAGUGGCCGUGUUGGCAGUGUUUGAAGAGGUCCACGUGAAUGAAGUGUUAUUCAUUAUUGUGUUUGGAGAAUCUCUGCUUAACGAUGCUGUCACUGUGGUGCUAUACAAUGUCUUCAAAUCAUUCGUUGAAGUUGGAGCAGAGAAUGUUGAAAUCCCGGACUAUUUCAAAGGCAUAGUUUCUUUCUUUGUUGUAAGUUUGGGUGGAACUGCUGUUGGCAUCAUCUUUGCAUUCAUAUUGUCCCUGGUAACCAGAUUCACAAAGCAUGUGAGGGUGAUCGAACCUGGAUUUGUCUUUGUCAUUUCAUACUUGAGCUACCUCACUGCAGAGAUGCUUUCCCUUUCUGCUAUAUUGGCUAUUACAUUCUGCGGCAUUUGCUGUCAGAAAUACGUAAAGGCCAACCUCUGCGAGCAGUCUAUCACCACCGUCAGGUACGCAAUGAAAAUGCUGGCAAGUGGAGCGGAGACCAUUAUUUUCAUGUUUUUGGGAAUCUCUGCAGUGAACACAGAAAUAUGGACAUGGAACACGGCCUUUAUCCUUCUCACACUCGUCUUCAUCUCUCUCUACAGAGUCAUUGGUGUUGUAAUUCAGACGUGGAUUCUCAACCACUACCGCGUGGUGCAGUUGGAGAUUAUAGAUCAGGUGGUGAUGUCGUACGGAGGCCUGCGGGGAGCUGUAGCCUUUGCUCUGGUGGUGUUGCUGAAUGUGGACUAUGUGCACGAGAAGCAACUGUUUGUCAGUACGACCAUCAUUGUGGUGUAUUUCACGGUCAUCUUCCAGGGGCUGACGAUCAAACCUUUGGUCAAGUGGCUGAAAGUAAAGAGGAGUCAGCAGAAGGAGCCUUUACUCAAUGAGAAACUUCAUGGAAGAGCAUUUGAUCACAUUCUGUCUGCCAUAGAAGACAUUUCCGGCCAAAUUGGACAUAACUAUCUUCGAGACAAGUGGACUAACUUUGACAGAAAGUACCUGAGCAAAAUAAUGAUGAGGAAAUCGGCACAGAUUAGUCGGGAUAGGAUCCUCAGCGUUUUCCGUGAGCUGAAUCUAAAGGAUGCCAUCAGCUACGUGUCUGAGGGAGAACGGAAAGGUUCCUUGGCUUUUAUUCGCUCGAGCAGUGAUGUUAAUGUUGACUUCACUGGCCCUCGUCACUCUAUUGUCGACUCAUCUGUCUCUGCACUGCUACGAGAAAGUAGCAGUGAAGUGUGCCUGGACAUGCAAGCGAUUGAGAAUAGAUUGAAGAGCCUUAAGGAUCGAGAGGAAAUAGUCACUCACCACAUGUUGCAGCAACACCUAUACAAACCCAGGAAACGGUACAGGCUUAAUUACAGCCGCCAUAAGCUUGUACGCAAUGAAGGUGAGAAACAAGAUAAAGAAAUUUUCCAGCGCACCAUGAAAAAAAGACUGGAAAAUUUCAAACCCACCAAGCUCGGAAACAAUUAUGCCUCCAAAUUUAGGAACAUGAAGAAAGAAAGGGCAGCGAAAAAGAAAAUCAGUGAUGCAGUGCCAAAUGGAAGGCUGCCGGUACACUCUGUUGCUUUCCAUGUUAAUAAAGAUACUGAUGUAGAGGACCGUUAUGAUCUAUCAGAUGGAGGAAUUAGUUUCCUAAUUACUCCUGCACGCAACGAAUCGAAUGAAACUGGAAUCGAUAACCUGAGUUUCUCCACUGAGGAGGAUCAUUCGGUUUUCCAUAUGGUCCCACCGUGGAUGUCCAAUGAAGAAACUGUCAUUCCAUCCCAGAGGGCACGUUUACAGAUUCCAAGGAGUCCCACCAACUUCAGACGCCUCACGCCCUUGCAGCUCAGCAGCCGAUCCAUUGAUUCAUUUUUGCUAGCAGACAUCCCGGAUGAGCAUCCGUUGUCUUUCCUACCUGAAUCAUCAAUGUAACUAUAAGUCCUCCACCACUGCCUAGCCUUUCCACCUUGGAUGAGAAAUGACUUUCCAGGAAAGAUGGUCAAGUUAAGCCAAGAUGAUCUUAGUUGUAAGAGACCCUUGAGGAUCUUUCCAUCCUAUCUCCAGAAGACAAGGGUCCAGAGCUAUUCUUCACUGGAAAAUGUAGAAUUCCAAGCGUUCACCAUUUCAGGGCAUGGGCUGCACAAGAAGCAAGUUCUACUGAAAUUAUGAUGAAAGCAACUAUUGACUUUUUCAGCAAAGCUUAACGAAGACCAUCCUAUUUGAUUUAUCAUCAAAUAAUUCACUAUGAAAAUACAACAGGCUGAGAUGCUGAAUAAAGACCCAGGGCUGCAAGAGCAGAAGCCAUAGAUCAGUAAAGCACUAAGAUGCACUCUGUGGCAACCAAGCGGAUGUAGAAUUGACAAUCUUUUCACCAGUGCAAGCCUUUGCAUUAACCAGUCCUCCAGAUAUUUGGGUGUCUCCUCGUCUUUUGACAUAUUCCUUAGAACAAGAAGAAAUAGUUUUAGGCACAACAGUGCUCUGCUUCACCAGAAAAAAACAUAGAACCUGUUUUAAAUGAGUGAGCUGGGCAUUUUCUAGUUGUGCCAUAUGUCUCCAGAACAUGCAUUUUAUGCACAUGCACUGAAACAAACUGCUGCAAUCGUAUACCAAUCUUUAGAUUGUAGGGGGGUGAAUUGGGUGUAGCUUCACUAAAGAAUUUUAUAGGAUAUAGAAAUUACCUAUAGUUUCUAUAUAGGGUUUUCUAUACUUGUGCAGAAGGGAGGAGCAAAUCUCACUGCAAUCAUAGAAAUGCAGGAAGGUUUCUCUUUUAGUGUUUAUUGGAAAAUCAUCAGAUGCAGGUGUUUUUCUUAUCUAGUUUAUAUUUUAGAUAUUUUGAGCUGUAAAUUAAUUAUUACUGUUCAGGUUUUCAUACUUUGACUUUUUUUUAAACAAAAGAAAGACAAAUGCAUACCCAAUAGUUAUCGGUGAUGCAGCGCUGUAAAAUUUAUGAGGUGUGAAAGUUAACUGACCAGUGAGCCUUCAGGAAAUUGGAGGUCAAUGAGUUUUUUUAAAAAUGCCACGGAAGCGUAGACAAAGUUGUUCAGGCAAAUCUUUGAAAACCUGACACUCUGUGCUGAGAGAUUCAAGUUUAAUAUUAACAUUGCUGGUGUCACAGUGCAUGCAAAAAGGAUGAGGCAGAGCGAUGGAAGAUCCAUGUUCUUAUUACAUGGUUAUAAAAAUAUGCUUUGGGAUUUUUUUUGAGUAACUGAGACUUCCAUUAAAAUGCAACAAGAGUCAAAAUUAUGUUAUCUGAGUUAAGAGGGAGUCUUCUAAUGCAAUCAGGAUUUCAAAUGCCUUGUCCAGACAUGGCAAGCAUUUAGUGUGUCCUUUGCAAUGCAUAAGGACAGAUUCUAGUGAAUGUGCAAUAGGCAAAUAGUCCAUGAAUGCUUCCUAUUUAUUCCCACAUUUUGAGGAAAGGAGUCUAGAUAUCCUCAUCUGAAUACUAGUGUUCUGAAAUUGAAAUUUUAGUGAGUUCCUGAGAUCAGAAGUGGGGAAUAGUUGUGGCAGUGAUUGGCUUUCCCCCUCAGCAGAUGGGAGAAUAAGGCAUUCAACCAGUCUAGGCCAGUAAUUGUUUGUCUUCCAAAGAUUGUGUAAGAACUUUUCUCGAUUGCCAUUAGUCUACACGCUGAUGGGCACAACCUCCCCUCCUCAGGAUUGAGGGACAACAUUAUUUAUUGCAGAUAGGCCCUGAUGAGUGUACCAAGUAUUUUAAAUUGAUCAAGCUGGGAACUUGAAGUGAAAGCUGCCAAAGUUCUUUGCAGCCAUGUCAAGGGUUAACUCACCGCCAUUAGUUUGAGUGCCAGUGGGGGAAAAAAGGGCUUGCUAAGCUAAGGCCAGUGAAUGCCAUUGAGGUUCAAAUUUCCAUGUGUCUGCCUUUAACCUUCAAAGUUGCCAUAGAUGUUCAAUGAAAGAUGCAAGCUGCAUGGUUGCAGAUUAACAUUUCACUAAUAGACUGAGCACCUGUUUCCCUUAGUAAUCAACUUACAUUAUCACUCCAGCUAUGAAAUUUAACUUUCUCAGUGCAGUAGAUCUGCAACCUAAGAAAUUCUAGGUUUUUGAAAUUGAGAUUCAAGUUGUGAAAUUACCUUCCAUAAUUCUAUCGCAUGAAAUACGCCAUCUCUGAUUGGCAGGAUUGAUUCCUGGCCUCAGCCAUAGCUACUCUAUAACCAGACACGGAGUGUGUAGGAGUUCCCUGAAGAAAUGGCUGCCUCCGUCCAUUCUUGUUCAUUUGAGGUUAUGUAUUCAUUGUUUGGGAAAUAACUUAAUUCAACAAUAUAAUUAUUCACAUAGCAUUAAGUCACGUAUAAUGUACAAUUUGGUUUUCAAGAUCUUUUUAACGUAUGCUAUACACAACUAGAGAAACACAUCAUUUAGGGCUGUCUUUUCUUUCCAAUGUUUUACAUAUUCAACUUGAAUAUGUGACACUGCCUUGAUAUGCCUGAUUCUCUUGAAUGCCAGUUGCUUUUCCUUUUUUAUUUUCAAGAUUUUAUUUUGCUUGUUUUCAUUUCAUCCUUUCCUCCUUUUGUUGAACAAUGGAUUAGUCUUAUCUGGGUCUGUGGUGCUUCUGUGAACAUCAAUAUGUUGUUGAUUAACCCCAUAAAUAACGAGGUUUAACAAGACUGAAUUUUUAGAUGCUAGUUUAGUGGGUGGGUAUCAUAACUGUUGGCUUUAAUGAGGGCUCUACAGGGGUACCCUGUUAUUUGCCUCUAACCCUUAUCUUCAUAUGUCGGUCAAUCAAGUGUUGUAUAUGAUCCAAAUUUGACAUUAUUAUGCCUCUAGUUUGCAAAUGUGAACUGUACAUUGAUGUAGCUUCCAGGUCUACUUAUGUCUUCCACAUGUUUUAUACUUGCUGAUUAAUAUGCAUCAUGUCCAAAGUUUUACUAACUCAUUUUAGGAGUAAAAAUAUAUUUUAAAAUAAAAAUUUAAAAAGAAAUAGUGGAUGUUUUAAACUAAUAAAAUUGAAGUAUUAUCUCAGGAAUGUAAAAUAACCU
Carcharodon carcharias (great white shark) is the source of this 5582-nucleotide messenger RNA. RefSeq names its product sodium/hydrogen exchanger 3-like. Gene Ontology annotation, cellular component: apical plasma membrane; brush border membrane. Gene Ontology annotation, molecular function: sodium:proton antiporter activity. The transcript is spliced from 17 exons. The record is from RefSeq and is a predicted model, not a curated record. NCBI's taxonomy places the organism in Eukaryota, Metazoa, Chordata, Chondrichthyes, Lamniformes, Lamnidae. Gene Ontology annotation, biological process: sodium ion transport; regulation of pH; proton transmembrane transport. Bases 1 to 2523 code for a protein of 840 amino acids.